Molecule: messenger RNA, 1626 nt
Organism: Miscanthus lutarioriparius
Lineage: Eukaryota; Viridiplantae; Streptophyta; Magnoliopsida; Poales; Poaceae
Source: the annotation of a GenBank genome assembly
AUGGCAGCACUUCAAUACAACUGCGAUGCGGGACUUGCAAAGGCUCCUACCUUCCACCCGAGCCUGUGGGGUGAUUUCUUCCUGACAUACCAGCCGCCAACUGCCCCUCAGCAUGCAUACAUGAAAGAGCGAGCUGGGCAGUUAAAGGAAGAAGUUAGGGAGAUUAUAAAGGGCACAAAUGAACUACCAAAAAUACUGGAUCUUAUAGUCACACUGCAACGGCUUGGACUAGAUAACCACUAUGAGAUCGAGAUUGAUGAGCACCUGUGCUCUGUUUACAAUUCUAGUUACGACGUUAAAGAUCUGAAUUUGGUUUCACUGCGCUUUUAUCUUCUAAGGAAGCAUGGUUAUGAUGUGUCAUCUGAUGUGUUUCUAAAUUUCAAAGACAAGGAAGGAAAUUUUGCUUCUGAUGAUAUCAGAAGUCUUUUGAGCUUAUAUAAUGCAUCAUACCUUAGAACUCAUGGCGAGGAAGUACUUGAUGAAGCCAUUAUAUUCACUAGAAGCCACCUUGAAGCCACAUUGACCUCGUUAGAAUCCAAAUUAGCAGAUGAAGUCUCUCUGACCCUUCAAACGCCUCUCUUCCGGAGGGUUAAAAUACUGGAAACAAGGAACUAUAUCCCUAUUUACGAAAUGGAGCCCUCACGGAAUGAAGCCGUGUUAGAGUUUGCAAAACUGAACUUCAACCUCCUUCAAAUUCUUUAUUGCGAGGAGUUGAAAACAGUCACAGCGUGGUGGAAGCAGCUUAAUGUUGAAACAGAUUUAAGUUUUAUUCGAGACAGAAUAGUUGAAAUGCAUUUCUGGAUGGCAGGAGCAUGCUCUGAGCCCAAAUAUUCUCUUUCACGAGUUAUACUAACGAAAAUGACAGCCUUUAUCACCAUACUAGAUGAUAUAAUUGACACCCACAGUACAACAGAGGAGGGCAAGCUGCUUGUCAAAGCGAUAGACAGGUGCAGUCAAGACGCGGUUGAAAUACUUCCAGACUACAUGAAGGACUUCUACCUGUUUUUAUUGAAGACAUUUGAUUCUUGUGAGGAUGAGCUAGGACCAAACAAAAGAUAUCGGGUGUUUUAUCUCAAAGAAAUGUUAAAGAUAUUGGUCCGAGGAUACUCUCAGGAGAUAGAAUGGCGUGAUGAACAUUACGUUCCUGAAACAAUUGAUAAACAUCUUGAAAUUUCAAGAGUGACUGUUGGAGCUUUUCAAUUGGCAUGUUCUUCAUUUGUUGGGAUGGGUGACAUCAUAACAAAGGGAGUUCUCGAUUGGCUUUUGACAUAUCCAGAACUUCUCAAGUGUUUCACAACGUUUGUACGACUAUCCAAUGAUAUUACAUCAACAGAGCGUGAGCAAACUGGAGGGCAUCAUGCUUCUACUGUUCAAUGUUAUAUGUUGCAGCAUAGUACAACGAUGCAUGAUGCAUGUGAGAAGAUAAAGGAUUUAAUUGAAGAUUCAUGGAAGGAUAUGAUGCAACUCUACCUUACACCAACAGAACAGCCAAAGGUUGUGGCACAGACAGUUGUUGACUUUGCAAGGACGGGGGAUUACAUGUACAAGAAAACUGAUGCAUUCACUUUUUCCCAUACAAUCAAAGAUAUGAUAGCAUUACUGUAUGUGGAGCCAAUAUUGUUCUAA